Messenger RNA from Theobroma umbraticum, 1236 nucleotides. RefSeq lists its product as uncharacterized. NCBI's taxonomy places the organism in Eukaryota, Viridiplantae, Streptophyta, Magnoliopsida, Malvales, Malvaceae. The record is from RefSeq and is a predicted model, not a curated record.
GAUUGACAUUAUAUGCAGAGAACCAAUGUGAAUGAAAGGAAGUUGCAGAGAAAAAUUCCUUUAAAUCUUUGAUUUUAAAAGGAAAAGAGAGAGAGAGAGAAAAAAAAGAAAGGCAGAAAGAGAGAAAAGUUUACCAUAAAAUAUAGUCAUAGAACACCUUUUUUAUGAUGAUGAUGAUGAUGAUGAUGGGGCACAUGGGCUGCACCUGCAAAUGGCGUCUUGUUUAGCAUUUUUAAUAUAUAUUAGAUGGUUACUGAGACAGUUUGAGAUACAUCCUCCCCAUAUACUGUGAUCUUCACGUGCACUUCUGUUUUCCCUUUUUCUUCUGCGGUUUGUUUGACAACCAAGAAAAGGAAAAUGGAGAGUAAGAGGCAAGUUGGUUCUUCUUCCUCAUUCACUGCUGAUCUGUUUGGCUCCAAGGAGUCAUCAUCAUCAACGUCGAAAGGGAUAUUCAGUUCCAUUUUUCCACCUCCAUCCGUGGCGGGAGGGAGGAACUCCUCAAGCUUUAAGGUGUUAGAAUCUUGGCCAAAUCAGCCUUUAGAAGGUUCAGCUUGGAGACAUGGAAUGCAAGCUCCACUUGCUGAGGGUGCAACCUAUAACACACCCAACAAGGAGAGGAACUCUGUUUUUCAGGAAGAAAGGGCAGAACCAUGCCAUUUAAGUUCAUCUCUUUACUAUGGUGGCCAAGACAUAUAUUCCCGUUCUUCAAGUACUCAGACUUCUACGUCGUACCCUAUUUUUAAGAAAGAUGGAGGUGAAGAUGAUCCUAAUGGAAACAAUUCACAGGAUGCUUCUAGAGGAAACUGGUGGCAAGGUUCUCUUUAUUAUUAGAGCCCGCGCUUCUAGUGCAUAUGGAUUCUCCAUCAGUUUUCCAAGGAAUUCAUAUAGCAAACAAAUAAUCAUGGAAGACAAGAAAUAUAAAUAAGUUCCUGACAUUGACAGAGCCCACUAGGGAUCUCAAAUCUUUUCUGUAAUGUGAUAUCCUUUUCAUAAUUCUAUCUGGAAAUGAUGUUUGAGAAUUUCUUCACUACAUCAUAGUCUUAGCUCUGGGAUAAGUUUUCUUAGGCAGAGGAGAGUGGAAAAUGUUUAGAUGCUCCUUUUCCCUCCCUAAUGUGUGAAAGGCUGAGAAUGAAUAGAUAAUUUAGGCUUUCCCUUUUAAGUGUCAAUAUGAAUGCUCGAGAUUGUGUAUCCAAAUGCCGUCUCUUUGCUAUGUAUGAAAGUUACACAACAAAAAAU